This is a messenger RNA of Brassica oleracea var. oleracea, 537 nucleotides long. RefSeq lists its product as uncharacterized. Bases 55 to 363 code for a protein of 102 amino acids. NCBI's taxonomy places the organism in Eukaryota, Viridiplantae, Streptophyta, Magnoliopsida, Brassicales, Brassicaceae. The record is from RefSeq and is a predicted model, not a curated record. The transcript has 2 exons.
GGAGGAGAGAAGAGGUGAGGAAAGGGAGGAAGAAGAGAGAGAGAGAGAGAGAGGAUGCAGAGCUUAACAUCAAACGAAGUUGCGGGUUUCGCAGUAGGGGCUCUGCUUCUCGGCGCCACCAUCGCUGCUCCAAAAGUUGAUGCUUUCAUUGCCGCUGCUCAGAGAAGGUCUCUUGGGAUGUGCACGAAGUGUGGAGAUGUAAAGAAUGUAGCCUGUGGUCGCUGCAAAGGGACAGGGACGAUCAAGUCAGGAGGUAUCUUUGGAUUCGGUGAGCCAGAGCCAUCAUCAAACGCCAGAUCAGCCACUUGCGAUAAUUGCAAAGGCAGAGGUUGUUUCCCUUGCCCUGAGUGCUCAAAGUCUUGACACCUUUUUUGGUUAUUCAAUAGAUUGCCUCAAGACUUCAAAAAAAAAAAACUACUUGUUUCUUUUUCGUGACCUUGUGAUAUAUAUGUAAUCAGUCCACUGGUAAUGUUGAUGUUGAAACAUGUCUUUAGUCUAAAUUCGUUUGAAAAGUAUGUUAUUCCAGUUUCUUUAUUA